CUGGAGAUUCGUGCUUCAAAGCCUGUUGAGUAAGAAAAAUGCAGCUAAAUUAAUUAAAUAAUUCAAAAGAGCAUAAAAUGUGGCGAAUUUUGUGGAUUUCGUGAGUUUAGUAAGCUUGAAAGAUAUUUAAUUUACAGCUCUUAAUGCUCAAUUGGGAAAUGUAUUAUUUGGAGUAAUUUUGAAGUAUUACUGCAAGAUCCAAUCUUUUUAUCUUUCAGAUUUUGGGUUUAUAAGAUAUGUCAAGUUUGUGCAGAGGAAGAUUGAUUUGGCUUCAGUUUGGAGGAGAUUCUUUAUCUGGGUUGAAAAUCCGAGACAAGGAAGUACAGAAUUAGUGGUUGGUUAGAAAGAAAGUUGAAGUUUCGUGCUUAAUUCAGGAUGGCGAGGUUGUGUCAUCCGAAAUGUAGACUAGGUAAUAAAUCAAUGGGUUGGCUUCAGAUUCUACUAGGAGGCCUUGUUAUAAUUUUGAGCAUAUGCAGUCUCGUGAAGUUCUACUCUGCUGGGUUUUUCUUCCACAAUGAAGAUAUAUGCCGACAAUUUACUGGCGUCAAAGAUGCAUAUGAAGGGUUUGACAUAAAAGCUUUGUCUGAUCGAGUAGGGGAAGUUCUAAAUAAAUUGGAAAGCUUACAAGAAAAGCUCGAGUCAGCUGUCCAGCAAAUGGAGAAGGACAAAGAGACUUUACGUACAACUAACAUUACAAAAUUCGAGUACAAGAAGUAUCUGGAGGAGGAAGUAAUCAGGCCUCUUUAUGCCGCUCACAUUUCUCUGAGGCUGAUUCGGUUACCUAAAGCUGAAGGUAUUCACAACUCAACGAUGAAAGAGGAGCCUUUGAUUAACACUUUUGUGAUUGAAGAGAUAAGGAAGUAUAUAACCCCAAAGGAGAGUAGAACCGGGAAGCUUAAUAUAUAUGGAACAGAAAGGAUAUACAAUACAAUUGGACAUGCUUGUGUGUUAUACAAGAAAGGGUUGGAAGAGUACAUGAGCUAUGAUAUCGGGUCUUAUUGUAAUGAUGAUUGGAACUUAGCUCAGAAGCUGAUGCUUAACGGUUGUGAUCCUCUGCCUCGGAGGCGGUGCUUGACAAGGGCCUCAAUGGUCUACCAGAAGCCUUACCCUAUCAAUGAGUCUCUUUGGAAACUACCGGAUGAUAGAAAUGUGCGGUGGAGCAAUUAUCAGUGCAGGAACUUUAAGUGCUUGAUGGGAAACAACACCAAGAAGGGUUAUUUCAAGUGUGUCGGGUGUUUCGAAAUGGAGAAGGAAAAGCUUAAAUGGGUUACAAAUAGCUCACUUUCCGUUGAUUUUCUGAUCAGUGAUGUUUUGACUAUUAAGCCCGGGGAGAUGAGGAUUGGUCUCGACUUUGGCAUUGGCACUGGAAGUUUCGCUGCAAGGAUGAGAGAACAUAACAUUACAGUAGUCUCUACUGCUCUUAACCUCAAGGCGCCUUUCAACGAGAUGAUUGCACUGAGAGGUUUGAUUCCAUUGUUUGUAACAUUGAAUCAACGCCUACCAUUCUUCGACAACACAAUGGACAUGAUUCACACCAGUGGAUUUCUAGACGGCUGGAUUGACCUGCAACUGCUGGAUUUUAUCCUGUUUGAUUGGGAUCGAAUUCUGAGGCCAGGCGGAUUGUUAUGGAUUGACCGGUUCUUCUGUGUUAGAAAGGAUUUGGAUGAUUUCAUGUACAUGUUUCUGCAGCUGAGGUACAAGAAACACAAGUGGGCUAUUUCUCCUAAAUCAAAGGAUGAGGUCUACUUUUCUGCGCUGUUGGAGAAACCUCCAAGAGCAAUAUAGUUACAUGUUUUGUACUAAGAAAAAUAGCUUUUCCCUAAAAUGUGAUCGUCUUUGUUUUCGUAAUCGACAUUUUGGCUAAUAACAUGAGUUAUGAAUUCAUUUGUGACAA
Messenger RNA from Pyrus x bretschneideri (Chinese white pear), 1894 nucleotides. RefSeq names its product probable methyltransferase At1g29790. Gene Ontology annotation, molecular function: methyltransferase activity. NCBI's taxonomy places the organism in Eukaryota, Viridiplantae, Streptophyta, Magnoliopsida, Rosales, Rosaceae. The transcript has 2 exons. The coding region runs from base 376 to 1785 and encodes 469 amino acids. The record is from RefSeq and is a predicted model, not a curated record.